Messenger RNA from Exophiala viscosa, 2706 nucleotides. Its product is annotated as protein-serine/threonine kinase. Gene Ontology annotation, molecular function: protein serine/threonine kinase activity; ATP binding. NCBI's taxonomy places the organism in Eukaryota, Fungi, Ascomycota, Eurotiomycetes, Chaetothyriales, Herpotrichiellaceae. Gene Ontology annotation, cellular component: cytoplasm; nucleus. The transcript is spliced from 3 exons. Gene Ontology annotation, biological process: protein phosphorylation. The record is from RefSeq and is a predicted model, not a curated record. Bases 1 to 2706 code for a protein of 901 amino acids.
AUGGCGCACAGUGGAAUCAACCCACAGGCAGCAGCCGACCUUUUGAGACAAGCCAUGGCACAAAACAGCAGUGCCAGACAUGAGUUUCGAGACGAUCUUCAGGAUCACCUGGGAUCGGGCUCGCCCACGCCAUCCGGGGUUGCGACGCCACAGCCAGACCUCCACGACAAACGACUACCGGGUAUUAAUCACGGCUACUUUGGCCAGGUGGGUGGAGAUCCUUCUCAGAGCACACCCUUACGGUCAUCCCAAGCUGCAAAACGCCCUGAAAACACCGAAGAACCUGCACAUUCCUCGUUGAAGGUCAGGAGAGAAGAUGAGGAUCGACGAGCGUCCUCUACCUCCCUGGGCUCCAUGGUGAUGGUUGAGAGGGAACAGUCGUCGGUCCCUACUCCACCACCAGAUGAACCUCAUCAAGAGUCCGGGCAGACCGUUACACAGACUGAUCCCUCUCAACUACCGCCAACACCUAUCUCGUCCGCCGCUUCAGUGGUGCACCGGGAUGGCGAGGCUGCAGAGAAUGGCUCAUCCAUGCUAGACGGUGGCAUUGCUUCCAUCACGCAGGCUUUGAGGAACUUCGUACUUCCCAAAACUGCCUUCGGAGUGAAGGAGCGUCGCCACCAGUCUCUGCCUGUUUCCAGCGUUACCAAAAGCAAUGUUUCUGCGGCACAUAUUUCCAACCCUACAUCGUCUACUCACUCUUCGCAUCCGCACAGCCCUCAGCCUUCAUCUCCAAGUUCUGCUAAGCCACCUUCUGAGAUUCUGCAAGAAACACUUGAGCUAACUUCAGACGUGGCCGAUGGGUCGCGUAAUAAGAGCACACCUCCUCUCACACCUCGAGCCUUAUCCCAAGAAGACCGACGACCAGAAACGCGGUCAACACUCUCAAGCACCAGCAUCCCUGCGGGCGAUGCAAGUGCUGCACCCGAGAUUGCUGAACCCGAGAAGCCUGUGUCUCUUUCAAAGGAGUCAACUCCCACUACCACUGCUCCUCGGGGCAAACUUUCAAUUAAAAUCGCUGAGGCUCGGAACUUGAAGCCUUCGUUCGACCCUUACGUGGUCUGUCAAUUCGAGUGGAAUGAAUUUGUUACCAAGGGUUCCAGACACGACAAAAUGGACGUUGACGGUGAUGACCGCAAAGGCCCCGUCUCUGCGUUACAGUCAAUCCCAAUUCGACGGACUGAUAGCGAUAUGGGAAAGCCCAUGGCCAUCCCUAUGCGCAGUCGUCAGAGUAGCACUAAUGGCCAGUCUGGGGAUGAAAGAGGACUUGGCAAGGUCUCUGAUCCCCAAUGGAACCACGAAGCUACAUUUGAUGUUGUCAGUCAUCAGUCCGAACUAGAUGUAACAGUCUACGACCGCCAGAGCGAGGCUUUUCUUGGCCAUGUUCGUCUGUGUUUAUAUCUUUCCGAGAAACAGCCCGAUCUCGAAGGUUUCUUCCGACUCGAACCCAGAAGUGCAGAAGACCUGGACAUCACGGGAGAGAUCCACAUCAGCAUGCAUUUCGCCAAAGUGGACAAGAAGCAUUUCGGCCCGAAUGAUUUCCAUAUUCUCAAGCUGAUCGGCAAAGGCACAUUUGGUCAGGUCUACCAAGUACGUAAGAAGGAUACACAGCGUAUCUAUGCCAUGAAAGUACUUUCCAAGAAGGUCAUAAUCCAGAAGAAGGAGAUUCAGCACACUAUUGGAGAGCGAAACAUACUGGUGCGGACUGCCACAACCGAGUCACCUUUUAUCGUUGGCCUCAAAUUCUCUUUCCAAACGCCCACGGACCUCUAUUUAGUGACGGAUUUCAUGUCCGGAGGAGAAUUAUUUUGGCAUCUCCAGAAGGAAGGUCGGUUCAAGGAAGAUCGUGCGAAGUUCUACAUCGCCGAACUUAUCCUCGCGCUCAAGCACCUUCACGAGCAUAAUAUUGUGUACCGAGACCUCAAGCCAGAGAACAUCCUUCUGGACGCCAAUGGCCACAUAGCGUUGUGCGAUUUCGGAUUGUCCAAGGCCAACCUGACUCAGGACGACACAACAAACACGUUCUGCGGAACCACCGAGUACUUGGCACCAGAAGUUCUGCUCGACGAGCAAGGUUAUACGAAAAUGGUGGACUUUUGGUCUCUAGGUGUUUUGGUCUUUGAAAUGUGCUGUGGUUGGAGCCCAUUUUAUGCCGAAGACACACAACAGAUGUACAAGAAUAUCGCUUUUGGCAAAGUGCGCUUUCCAAGAGAUGCACUGAGUACCGAAGGUCGAAACUUUGUCAAGGGUCUGCUGAACCGCAACCCCAAGCAUCGGCUGGGUGCGAACGGGGAUGCCGGGGAGUUGAUGCAACACCCUUUCUUUACAGAUGUUGACUGGGAUGCCCUGGGCAAGAAGAACCUGAUCCCGCCAUUCAAGCCCAAAUUGUCCUCAGUGGCCGACACAUCCAACUUUGAUCCCGAAUUCACCAAUGCUCUCAACACCUCGUCUUCCUUAAACGCCCGGGCAGCCGCCAUAGCCGCGGGCGCAAACCCGGCAUCGACACCUCUGUCGCCGACCAUGCAAAACGCCUUCCGAGGAUUCACAUUCGUGGAUGAGAGUACCAUGGAAGAGCGCUUUGGCGGGUCCGAAGAGCCGGAAGAUGAGAGACAUGAUGAGCCCAGCCUGUCACGCUCUAGGACACAAGAGCACCGGAUGAGCGGCGUUCAACGCACUGGAGAUGAAGGUUUCUUCUUCGAAGAAUGA